This is a messenger RNA of Solanum pennellii, 1091 nucleotides long. RefSeq names its product abscisic acid receptor PYR1-like. Gene Ontology annotation, cellular component: nucleus; cytoplasm. The record is from RefSeq and is a predicted model, not a curated record. Gene Ontology annotation, biological process: abscisic acid-activated signaling pathway. Gene Ontology annotation, molecular function: signaling receptor activity; protein phosphatase inhibitor activity; abscisic acid binding. The transcript has a single exon. NCBI's taxonomy places the organism in Eukaryota, Viridiplantae, Streptophyta, Magnoliopsida, Solanales, Solanaceae. The coding region runs from base 148 to 789 and encodes 213 amino acids.
UCAAUAUUUUUUAUAUCUAUUCCAAAAAGAAUUCAUGCUUCUUUUUCCAUUAUUCACUUAUUAUAAUAAGUAGAAAUAAGAAUAAAACUUGAACCGCAAAUUACACUUUACUCUUUGCCCAUUUUGCUUGCCUCUUCUCUUUGUCUGAUGGAGCAAUCCGAGAACUCAACGACCCACGUUCAUCAGGAAGCUGAAGAAGAACCGAACCCGACCCAUCAGUUCAUGCUUCCUCCCGGUUUGACACCGGAAGAAUCCGAUGAGCUCAAAUCAAGUGUAACCGACUUCCACUCCUACCAAGUCAACUCAUCCCAAUGUUCUUCUCUACUCGCACAACGCAUCCACGCGCCGCCUCACGUCGUCUGGUCCGUCGUCCGUCGUUUCGAAAAGCCUCAGAUAUACAAGCACUUCAUCAAAAGCUGUUCCGUCGCAGAGAAUUUCUCCAUGGUCGUGGGGGCCACGCGCGAUGUCAACGUCAUCUCCGGUUUACCGGCGAAUACAAGUACGGAGAGGCUCGAUUUAUUGGACGACGAAAAGUACGUCACCGGUUUCAGUAUAAUUGGUGGUGAACAUAGAUUGAAGAAUUACCGGUCAGUUACUAGUGUACAUGGAUUCGAACGCCAUGGGAGAAUCUGGACCGUUGUUUUGGAAUCGUACGUCGUUGAUGUGCCUGAAGGGAAUACUGAAGAAGACACUCGUCUUUUUGCUGAUACAGUUGUCAAAUUGAAUCUUCAAAAAUUAGCCUCCGUCGCCGAAGCCAUAGCUCUUGGUGGUAACGGUGAGAUCUCAUAAAAUUUGAAGUUUAAUUUAUUUCUCUUCAUCUUAAUUUUCUUUUUUCUUUUCCAUGGGCUAAAAUCAUGGAAAAAUAUUGUGUUUCUAAAAAAGUUCAUGGAAGAUAAUCAGAACGAUAUCCUUCACACGUUCAGUUUGAUUUUAUCGUAAUUAUACUGUAUUAGAUUAAUUUAUUCGAUCUGGUUGUGUAUUGGGUCGACGCUGAUGUAAAGAAUGAGGAAAUGAUAUAAGAUGAAGAUGUUGUAUUUCUGUAAUUUUGUUUUAUGAAAAGAACAAAAAGAAAUCGUUUUAACUUUUUUCAA